AUGGUCUUCAAGGGCAGGUUCUUCUCCUCCAAGAAAUCCGACUCCUCCAACAGUCCAGAUGGCUCCAACAACAGCCCCAGAUCGCUCGGCUCCAACUCCCCCAGCAGAUCCGAUAAGAAGAAAUCCAAAUCCGCCGACUCCAAAUCCAUCUCCGCCGCCGCCUUCGGUGGCUCCAGCCGCCAAACGCUAGACAAGACAAAGAAGAAGGACGCCAAGGGGAAAGACAUUCAGCAACAAGCUCAGCCGAAAACGCCGAUCAAGUCCGGCUUAGCUGGUUUAAGCUCGACGACGACUCCGAAGAAGUCGUCGUCGUCGGCGUCGCCUGCGACGGAGCCGGCGUCGGUGUCUCCCAUUCUGGCGUCGUCGCUCGGGUUGAACAGGAUAAAGACGAGAUCGGGGCCGCUGCCACAGGAGAGCUUCUUCGGGUUUAGGGGAGACAAAGGCUCGGCGUUGGGGUCUAGUAAUUUGUCCAGGCCGGUCGCCGGUGAUGGGAGCUCGGGGUUGAAGAAGAAGGAGGCGGCCGCGGCGGCCAGUGUGAGCAGGACGGGGUUUAAUGAGAGUGUGGCGAGUGGGAGCUGGGUUGAUAAUGGAAGUAAUUCGGAUAGUAUGUCAACUAGCAGUGUGCCUUCCAGAGACCAAAGCCCGAGCAUGCCUGCACCGCCGUCGCGGUUGCAGAAUAGUGGCGAAUCCUUGGCUGAAGCUGGUAUGAUAUCAUCUCGAGGUCGCUCUGGAGUUUUGAGAAGUUCAGAGGUUUGCACACCAGAGCCUGCAUAUGAUUGUGAGAAUCCUAAGGAGUCUGAAUCUCCCCGUUUUCAAGCUAUACUGCGUUUAACGAGUGCACCAAGAAAGAGGCAUCCUGCUGAUAUAAAAAGUUUUUCCCAUGAACUAAAUUCCAAAGGUGUACGUCCUUUCCCAUUUUGGAAGCCUCGAGGCUUAAACAACGUGGAGGAAAUAUUAGUUGUGAUUCGGGCUAAAUUUGAUAAAGCAAAAGAAGAAGUGAACUCUGAUCUAGCUGUAUUUGCAGCAGAUUUGGUUGGUGUUCUUGAAAAAAAUGCAGAUACUCAUCCAGACUGGCAGGAAACCAUUGAGGACUUGCUGGUUUUAGCUCGAAGUUGUGCGAUGACAUCAUCAGGAGACUUUUGGUUUCAGUGUGAAAGCAUAGUUCAGGAAUUGGAUGAUAGGCGUCAAGAACUUCCUCCGGGUACACUUAAGCAGCUUCACACCAGAAUGCUUUUCAUACUCACUAGGUGUACCAGAUUGUUGCAGUUCCAUAAGGAAACUGGAUUGGCUGAGGAUGUACCGGUUUUCCAGCUUCGUCAAUCAAGAGUUCUGAAUUCUGUAGAUAAAAGACUUAAUUCUGUGGAUAAAAGAAUUCCUCCAAGUGCGGUAAAGGAUACAAAAAGUUCUAGUGUUACACAGACAUCUAAAGCAGCUUCAGCUAGGAAAUUUUAUAGUCAGGAGCAGCAUAGCUUGGAUUGGAAGAGAGAUCAUGUGGUUACACAACCUGCAAUUUUGACCCCUCCUCCUGCCGAACUCCCCUCGAAGAUUUUAGAUUCUCCUGCUAGUAGGGAUCGAAUUACCUCAUGGAAGAAAUUCCCAUCUCCAGUUGGGAAAAGCACGAAAGAAGUAUCUAAAGUAAAGGAUCAGAAGGAUGUUAAGGUUGAGAAGUUGAAGGCUUCAGACCACAAGAGAGGGACUUCUGAUAUUGAUCAGACUACAGUGAAACCCUCUGAGCCUUCUGCCAAGGAUUCUCAUGAACCCAAGCACGGACACAAAGCUUCUUGGGGUUGGGGAUAUCCUCCUAGUGGAUCUGAUGACACUUCUAUAAUUUGUCGCAUUUGUGAGGACGAGGUUCCAACUUCAAAUGUGGAAGACCAUUCGAGAAUUUGUGCAAUUGCUGAUCGAUGUGAUCAGAAGGGUCUAAGUGUCAAUGAGCGUCUCGUCAGAAUCUCCGAAACCCUUGAAAAGAUGAUGGAGUCCUUCACUCAAAAGGAUAUCCAGCAUGGUAUAGGAAGUCCAGAUGUUGCAAAAGUAUCAAAUUCGAGUGUGACUGAAGAAUCUGACGGUCUCUCUCCAAAACUCAGUGAUUGGUCCCAUAGAGGCUCUGAGGAAAUGCUUGAUUGUUUUCCUGAAGCUGAUAACUCAUCUUUCAUGGAAGACCUGAAGGGUUUGCCUUCCAUGUCAUGUAGAACUCGUUUUGGGCCCAAGUCUGAUCAGGGAAUGACAACAUCAUCUGCAGGUAGCAUGACACCAAGGUCUCCGUUAUUGACACCAAAAGCCAGUCAGAUUGACUUGCUACUGGCAGGCAAGGCUUCUUUCUCUGAGCAAGAUGAUCUUCCUCAGAUGAAUGAACUUUCUGAUAUUGCUCGUUGCGUGGCAAAUACACCUCUGGAGGAUGACCGUUCCAAUCCAUAUUUACUGUCUUGUCUUGAAGACUUGAGAGUUGUUAUUGAGCGCAGAAAGUUUGAUGCACUCACGGUGGAAACUUUUGGGGCACGCAUUGAGAAGCUGAUCCGGGAGAAGUACUUACAGCUUUGCGAAUUAGUUGAAGAUGAAAAGGUUGAUAUAUCAAGUACAGUAAUUGAUGAAGAUGCUCCUCUUGAUGAUGAUGUGGUUCGUACAAGCCCUAUACAUUUUUCGAAGGACCGGACAUCUAUAGAUGACUUUGAAAUUAUCAAACCCAUAAGCCGUGGGGCAUUUGGACGAGUUUUCCUAGCUAAAAAGAGAACAACAGGUGAUCUUUUUGCAAUUAAGGUUCUUAAAAAGGCAGAUAUGAUCCGUAAAAAUGCUGUUGAAAGUAUAUUAGCAGAACGAGACAUCUUGAUAUCAGUCCGCAAUCCUUUUGUGGUUCGGUUCUUUUAUUCUUUUACUUGCCGUGAAAACUUGUAUCUUGUGAUGGAGUAUCUAAAUGGAGGAGAUUUGUACUCAUUGUUGAGAAAUUUAGGCUGCUUAGAUGAGGAUGUUGCUCGUGUAUAUAUAGCUGAAGUGGUGCUUGCAUUAGAAUAUUUACAUUCACUUUGUGUGGUUCAUCGUGAUUUGAAGCCUGACAAUUUGUUAAUUGCUCACGAUGGCCAUAUUAAGUUGACAGACUUCGGGCUUUCAAAGGUUGGUCUCAUCAACAGCACUGAUGAUUUAUCUGGUCCAGCGGUUAGCGAGACAUCCCUACUUGGGGAGGAUGAAUCCGAACAAUCUAUGUCUGAGCAUCAGCGAGAAAGGCGAAAGAAACGGUCAGCUGUGGGUACACCAGACUAUUUGGCGCCAGAGAUACUGUUAGGAACAGGACAUGCUGCAACUGCAGAUUGGUGGUCUGUUGGGGUCAUUUUGUUUGAAUUGAUUGUUGGCAUUCCACCCUUCAAUGCAGAACAUCCUCAGACAAUUUUUGAUAAUAUACUCAACCGAAAUAUACCUUGGCCUCGGGUACCUGAAGAAUUGAGUCCUGAAGCAGCAGAUCUUAUUGAUCAGUUAUUGACAGAAGAUCCUAAUCAGAGACUUGGAGCCAGAGGAGCGUCAGAGGUAAAGCAGCAUCCAUUCUUUAAGGAUAUCAACUGGGAUACCCUUGCCAGGCAGAAGGCUGCGUUUGUUCCAUCUUCAGAUAGUGCAAUGGACACCAGUUACUUCACCAGCCGUUACUCAUGGAAUCCUUCAGAUGAGCAUGUUUAUCCAGCUAGCGAUCUGGACGAUUCCAGUGAUGCUGAUAGCUUAAGUGGCAGCAGUGGUUUGAGCAACCGUCAUGAUGAAGUGGUUGAUGAGUGUGGAGGCCUUGCUGAGUUUGAGUCUGGCUCGUCUAUCAAUUACUCUUUCAGUAAUUUUUCAUUUAAGAAUCUCUCGCAGCUUGCAUCAAUCAACUAUGAUCUGCUUUCCAAGGGUUUUAAGGAUGAUCCAUCUUCGAAUCGCAGUGCAUAGCCUAGCCUGCUCCCUACUCGGUAAAAGCUGGGAUUGGGGUUUUGUCAUUACAUUUGAUUCGGAGGGGCAUUUUUGGGGCCUAAGCACCUCUGUGUUGUUUGUACUUUGUAUAUAUGAUCAAAGAAA
This is a messenger RNA of Fragaria vesca subsp. vesca, 4029 nucleotides long. RefSeq lists its product as uncharacterized. NCBI's taxonomy places the organism in Eukaryota, Viridiplantae, Streptophyta, Magnoliopsida, Rosales, Rosaceae. Bases 1 to 3903 code for a protein of 1300 amino acids. Gene Ontology annotation, biological process: peptidyl-serine phosphorylation; intracellular signal transduction. The record is from RefSeq and is a predicted model, not a curated record. Gene Ontology annotation, molecular function: protein serine/threonine kinase activity; ATP binding. The transcript has 17 exons.